Molecule: messenger RNA, 3170 nt
Organism: Porites lobata
Lineage: Eukaryota; Metazoa; Cnidaria; Anthozoa; Scleractinia; Poritidae
Source: the annotation of a GenBank genome assembly
UAUGUAAGUCACAAGAACUCCUUCGUAACGUUGAGGAACUGACUUCAUUAACAGAAACUACAAAACGCUAAUCAGUCAGAUUCAAGUUGUUUACAAGCCAUUCCGUAGCGUUUUAGAAAAAGCGGCUAUGACUUUCCUCAAGUUCCUUCUAAUAGGUCUCGUUUGUUACAAGGCUGAGGCAAAAUUCGUUUAUCCCAGGUUCGAUGAAAUCAACAUGGCGAGAACUUUGGAUGAGCGCUCGGGUAAGAUGUAUCCAGUUUUGUGUAAUAUUCGCAUCCUAACAAAAAAUAACCUACAUUAUAAAACAGAUUUCUAGGAGCAAAUGUUUUUCCUUUUCUAGUGAAAGAAUUUAUUUUCCUUUCAUGAUGCCGCGUUGUUAAACUGCUUUAUGUUGUUAAUACAAAGUUUAACAUCUGCUUUGGUGUUUAACUAUAUUCAGCACUUAUCGGAAUCUAGGUGGACGUGAUGAUUUGUUUCGAUCUUGACAUACACAAACGUUAAUGCCUUAUGGCGAAUGAAAUCAUGUAUAAUGGUACCUUAUCUGUUAAAAGUUAGGCGUUUAAUUUACCAGUUUUUCUUAUCAGAGAAACACAAAGUCAACCGCCCAUGAAUGAAACGAAUAUCAGUAUGUCAUUCCAUAGUUUUAAAGGAGUAGUGUUUCUCAUGUGUUUUUCUUUUUUUAAAAAAACUGAACACUGAAGUAUGUGACCAUUCUAUAGUUUUUCUAUAUUUUUUCUUUUUUUCCCGAUAUUUUUCGAUAGGCACUGUGAGUAAUGGUUUGUUCCAUAUUAUCAAGGAAAGACUUGGCUAGCUCCAAACAGCUAAAUACUUUAAUUAUUUCCAGGAUGAUGACCCAUUUAUUAUACUUAAAUAGCAUUUUUCACGUGCUAUACGUGUGCCUUUUUAUUUUAAACAGUCUUUUCCGGAAAUAUCAUUGAACGAAAUGGUAUCUGGAUAGAGAUAAGGGUAAUCUGCGACAGGAGCCUAUCAAGCUAUGUCUUUCUUUACCAUAUAGUCUUUAUUCAAUAGUGCAUAAUCAACAACUGAAAAUUUCUCGGCCCCUUCCCCCAAUUCAACUUUUACGUCUCCCCCCCCUCCCAAAAAAAAUGCCCGAUCACAACACUUGUUUCUCAGGUGUCGCGGAAACCUUAAGGAAGUUUAUGGGGUGUGUGUGUACUGAGACCUGUAUACAAGACAUCACAAAUCUGAUGAGCAUGAUAAGCACAAAUUUCUGCACUGAAAAUUUGAUCUAAGACCUGCUGGACAUGAAGUGUAAAUAAUAGACAUAAUAGUCACUCUGGGGAAGCGCAGUGAAAAAAGGUUUUCUUUUGAUUGGCUCGUUUUAGUUGCAAGUUAAGGCAAACCCCAUGUGUUCUGAUUGGCUACCCGAGAUCCGCCGAAAGGGCAAGAUGGGUUUAUCUUGCCUGUUCGGGAUCACCCGCUUGGUCCAUAAAGAACCGAUUUAGUUAAUCGCCAAAAAAUAAAUGGCUUAUUGGUCAAGCUCGUUCGCCGAAAAUGACUGAAUAUCGGGUAAGGGGGUGUUGUUAUGAGAAAACUAGCACCGGCGCGAGUUUCAUACCAGUAUGACUUUUUUAUUUCGUAUCGCGAUUACAUGUUGUUUACAUGAUGACUGGGUCAUUUCAUACCUCGUUAUUUGAAGGUACACUUCAUGUUGAUGAAACAAACGUGAGAUUCAACAUAACGCAUGCGCUACCCGUUGCAGUCUACUAGCAGACCGAUUUCACACCGAAACGUGUGGUCGUUUCCUGUUUACAUGAUACCGUUGCGAGAUUUCGUGCCUGAGUGAAAUUCUCGCCCCAGUACAACAACCUGGGUGAACUCACGCCGGGUUAUCAUGUAAACAAAUGUAGAGCCAUGAGAGGGAACCGGAGUGGACUCGUGCCGGCGCCAAAGUCGCUCCGGUGUCAUGUAAACACCCCUUUAAGAUGAAGAUUCCUGUGUUCUGAUUGAUGUGCCCAUCUUGCCCGCUUGAGAUUUCCCUUAUUGUUCCCGCAAGAAAACUUCUCUUUUUGGUCAGAUAAUAAAUCCUUAAUUGACUCAGGCUUGUUCGGUCAAGAUGGCUGAAAAUUGGCCUAGUUCUUUUUUUUUUUACGUUUUUAUUGACCUCGGCUUCGUCUGCGUCAAAUAAAUUGGCAAUAUCCAGCCAUGCUGACCUCCUGCUUGGUCAAUAACGUAUAUAUUGCAUGCCUUUUAGGUGACACAAGGGGAAACUGAGUAGGUGGACCUCGUUACACAUUUCUGAAUAUUGACACUGAAUUUGCCUUUAGAUGGGUGCAAGUACUUUGACCGUCUUUAUGAAGAAGGCGAGGUCAUGAUCCCAACAACCUCUCGAAAAUGCGAAUAUCUGUGCACCUGUCACGUGUACGAGAAUUAUGAAGGCCAGUUUUUCUGCGAACGCCUGUGCCAGCAGUACACUGACUACAUUUGUAGACCAGGAUGGGAGAGUAAGCCUGUAAAUGUGUCCGCGGGACCCCCCGAAUACGGCUGCUUCUGUGAGGAGAACCACUGCGUUCCUUCCUUAGGAAUCGACGCUCUCGUAGCCCGACUGCGAUUGCGGUGAACAUCCAGUCAGGUUUGUUAAACUCGAAGUUACCAACUGUUUAUCAAAUAAUAAGCUUUUCAAACGUAAUUAUUCCAGCUAACUCAUCUGAAUGGGUAUCACUGCAGUUACUUGGGCACUAGAACUGAUGCUCUUACUGGAUAUCGGAUAUUGAAAAUUUGCGUUUUUAAUUAUUUCAUAAAUCUGGUGGCCUUUUACCCCAACCAAACUCUAUCAAAGGGAUUCUUCUAUACACGCCCAUGCAACUGACAUAGUAAAACUGUCAUUUACACAGCAAUAAAUAUUUCCGGGUAUAUAAACUCAUAAGAUGAUUGCUUUUUCUGUAUUAUUUCGAGUUAAUAAAUUGUUAUUUUCCCUUUUACAGAGCGGAUGAAGAUAUGUGCCCUGUAUUAUCGGCCGACCAAGAGGCAAUGAAUUCGACAAAGAAACAGCAAACGUUGUAAUGUAACGUAAAAAAUUCUGUGGAAGAAAAAAAUAGUAGAUAAUAGCCACUAUUAGAUCUACAAAACCCUUUUUAAAAUCCUUUUUUAGUUGUGUAUGUCGAACGCAGUAUAUUUAUACUUUACAGACAAUUGUUCUUCAAAUGCGU